This is a messenger RNA of Magallana angulata, 1919 nucleotides long. RefSeq lists its product as uncharacterized. The record is from RefSeq and is a predicted model, not a curated record. Gene Ontology annotation, molecular function: protein binding; zinc ion binding. Bases 92 to 1756 code for a protein of 554 amino acids. NCBI's taxonomy places the organism in Eukaryota, Metazoa, Mollusca, Bivalvia, Ostreida, Ostreidae. The transcript has 2 exons.
AUCAGGUGGUCACAUUCAGAGCAGGAUCAGCCAUGUUUGGGCCACGCCUAGCAGAAAGCAAGAUAUUGUAAAAUCACAAGAUUGAACAACCAUGGAUCCCCAUUCUAGUGCCCAGGAUGUACACCGAUGUGACCUUUGUGAGACCGCCAUAGUACACAGCUACUGUGACUUUUGUCAUGUCAACCUCUGCAAACCCUGUGUAGUAGAUCAUAUCUCAGAUGGAUAUCAUAAACAUGUAAUAGUCCCUUUCAACGAACGAAGAUCAACCCUCAUUUAUCCGAAAUGUGAUAUGCAUCCACAAAAAAGUUGUAAAUUUCAGUGCAAAGAUUGCAACAAUAGUUUUGUCUGUUCUUCUUGUAUGGCAUCAAAAAAGCACAAAGGACAUAACUUUGUAGAUGUUACAGAAGUUUACAAGACAAUGAAAGAUGAUAUUAAAAAAGAUACAAAAGAGUUAGAAAAUCAUAUUUCCCCUACAUAUGAAGAAAUUGCACGCGAUUUAGAAAAUCAGCUUGCCAACCUGGAUGGAGGAUAUGAGAAACUUACAACAACAAUGUCCAAACAAGGGGAGCAAUGGCAUAGAGAAAUCGACAUCGUUAUCAACAAAAUUAUAACCGAAAUUAGCGAGAUAAAGGUGAAACACAGAGACAUUUUAAAGAAACACUUGAAUGAAAUUAAACAGAUACAGUCUCUCAUAAAACAAACAUUUCUGGCCCUGAGGAAAAUUGAGAAAUCCACGGAAGUAUCUCCAGCCAUUGAAUACAAGUCAAAGAUCAGAGAGUUCAGCAAGCUUCCACCCAAAGUUAUGAUUACACUGCCAACAUUCAUUCCAAAACCAAUAGAUCGUGAGAAUCUGUAUAGCUUGUUUGGACAGAUCACCCCAUUAUCUACUGCUACAGAGCAAAAUGUCUUGUUAAUGAACCAACCUAACACUUCAGUCAGAGAACUACUAGAUGAACCAAAGCUUGUUGCCACUAUACAAACUGGGCAAGAGAGACUACGUAAUAUUACCUGUCUGAAUGAAGAUAAGAUAUGGACGAGUGGAGAGACAAAUAACAUCAAAUGCUUCAACAUUAAAGGUUUACUCCUCCAGACAAUCAAACAAAAAUCAGGUAAUUUCCCCAAUGAUAUAGCUGUAGACAGUAAUGGGGAUCUACUGUACUCUAACUGGCAAACAAGGACCGUGUAUAAAGUAAAAAAUGAACGGACAGAAGAGUUGACAAGAUUACAGGGAUGGAAGCCUAGUAAACUGUGUGUCACCUCUACUGGUGAUCUCCUGGUUACCAUGUAUAGUGAUGAUAAAACCAAAUCCAAAGUUGUCCGUUACACGGGAUCAACAGAGAAACAAACAAUUCAAUUUGAUGAUGAUGGUAAACCUCUGUACUCGGGGAAUAGUAAGAUUAAAUACAUCACAGAGAACAGAAACCAUGACAUCUGUGUAGCUGACUUCGGGGCUAGUGCAGUAGUGGUGGUUAAUAAGGACGGGAAACUCAGAUGGAGGUACACUGGUCAUCCCUCAGUUACCAAGAACCAACCAUUCGAAUCCUAUGGUAUCACAACAGACAGCCAGGGUCAAAUCCUGACAGUAGACAGUUACAACCAGUGUAUCCACAUUCUGGACCAGAAUGGACAGUUUCUCCGUUACAUUGAUAACUGUGAUCUGGAAUAUCCUUUUGGUGUAUGUGUGGACAAUAAUGACAAUCUGUUUGUGUGUGAGUAUUCCAGAGGCAUUGUAAAGAAAAUCAAAUAUUUAAAGUAGAUUUACCUGGUAAUUAAUUGUAAAAAUGUGUUGUAAAUCAAAGAAAAGUGGCCUUUUCUGUGUACAUGUAUAUUGAAUGUCAUUGUUGGCAUUUUUCUAUAAAAUAAAUUAAGUUUUACUUUGAAUUCCUAAUACUGUUGAAUUCAUAAUUGUUUUUAAUUUU